AGAAACAAAUCCACGAUGAAUUCCAAACAUGAAUGUGUGGAAUUAAAUGAUGGUCACUUCAUGCCUGUACUGGGCUUCGGCACCUAUGCACCGGAUGAGGUUCCCAAGAGUCAGUGUACAGAGGCCACCAAAUUAGCCAUUGAUGCUGGGUUCCGCCAUAUUGAUGCUGCUUACAUGUACAGAAACGAAGAGGAGGUGGGGCUGGCCAUUCGCAGCAAGAUCGCAGAUGGCACUGUGAAGAGGGAGGACAUAUUUUACACUUCGAAGCUCCCCAGCACUUGUCUUCGACCAGACCUGGUUCGACCUUGCUUGGAAGAGUCGCUAAAGAAACUUCAAUUGGACUACGUUGAUCUCUAUAUUAUUCAUUUCCCAGUACCAAUGAAGCUAGGGAAAGAUUUUGCUCCACUAGAAGAGAACGGAAAGCUUGUAUUGGAUCAGGUGGAUCUCUGUGAUACUUGGGAGGCCCUGGAGAAGUGUAAGGAGGCAGGGCUGGCCAAGUCCAUCGGGGUGUCCAACUUCAACAGAAGACAGCUGGAGAAGAUCCUCAACAAACCAGGGCUCAAGUACAAGCCCGUUUGCAACCAGGUAGAAUGUCAUCCUUACCUGAAUCAAAGAAAACUGCUGGAUUUCUGCAAGUCCAAAGGCAUUGUUCUGGUUGCUUAUGGUGUCUUGGGAACUCAAAGAUACAAAAAUUGGGUGGAUGAUAAAUCUCCAUUUCUCUUGGAUGAUCCAGUGCUUGGUGCCAUGGCCAAAAAGUACAAUCGAACUGCGGCCCUGAUUUCCAUUCGCUACCUGCUGCAGUGCGGGAUUGUGGCCCUUGCCAAGAGCUUCAAUGAGAAGCGGAUUAAAGAAAACAUGCAGGUCUUUGAAUUCCAAUUGACACCAGAGGAUAUGAAAACCCUAGAUGGCCUGAACAGAAAUUUUCGAUACGUUACUGCUGAUCGGAUUGCUGGCCACCCCGAGUAUCCCUAUUCUGAUGAAUAUUAACUUGGAGGCCUUUGCCCCGACUUCUACUAGGAGUAUCUCCUUAUCACGAGGGAUAGGGAGAUGUUUCAGAAGUGAUGAACAACUAUCACUUGUGUUCAGUCCAUGCCCUUGAUCACCUUGUACCUGCAUGUUCGGAAGGGAAGACUAAAUUUCUGUGCAUUGUGAGAAACAAAAUAAAGUUGCUUUCUCUAUGGAUUCUUACUGACUACUGUCUCUGUUACUUGCAUGGUUUCCUUCUGACUCAUUAAAAUGAAAAAAAAAAAUACCAACCUUACCAGAAAUCUGUGGUCAGAGUUUUAAAGAUGGUAGCAAUCACUUAGUGGACACGAGAAGGCACGGGAGCGAGAAUUCUCAAGCUGUGACCCUGCGGCAGAUUUGUCCGCAGAUUUGUAUCAGUUAGUGUUCCUUUAGCUCACCGGGAAACAAGACAACACUCUGCAUGUGUUCUGUCUGGUAAGGCACACUCAGAAAAGCGGAUCAUCAGUCUAGAGACUCCCUGGAAGCAGCUCAAGUGUAAAAUUCCAGAAAGGGGAGACUUUGAGAUUUGGCCCAACAGACAAGAAGGGACCCAGGCUGAUGGAUGGUAAGGUGUCAGAUAGGAGAGAUUCACAAGGAGAAGCUGAGCAUGUCUCUGCUUGAGAAAUACUGCGUUAGGGCUCUUCUGAUGAUUACAUUCUACAGACCAAAGGGAAAUGUCUACAUUUUUAUUCAAGAGCUAAAGCUGA
Molecule: messenger RNA, 1712 nt
Organism: Perognathus longimembris pacificus (Pacific pocket mouse)
Lineage: Eukaryota; Metazoa; Chordata; Mammalia; Rodentia; Heteromyidae
Product: aldo-keto reductase family 1 member C4-like
Exons: 9
Coding region: 16-987 (323 amino acids)
Biological process (GO): daunorubicin metabolic process; progesterone metabolic process; doxorubicin metabolic process
Cellular component (GO): cytosol
Molecular function (GO): bile acid binding; aldose reductase (NADPH) activity; ketosteroid monooxygenase activity
Source: RefSeq, a predicted model, not a curated record